AUGGCGGCGGCUGUGUUGCUUCGGGGUGCGGCUCUGUGGCUUGGCCCGGCCUGGCGUUGGCGGCUACGUGGGACACCGAGGCGCCACCUAGCCCACAGCUCCGGCCUUCCCUGCGGUGACCCCGAGGGCAGCGCGAUAUGGACUUACUUCCGGCUGGACGAACGGGCCCUGGUGCGCGUGCGCGGACCGGACGCAGCGCCCUUCCUGCUGGGGCUACUAACCAAUGAGCUGCCGCUUCCGGGGCCCACGGACGGUGCAGCCCAGCCUUCUGUGCGCGCGGGCUACGCCCACUUUCUCAAUGUGCAGGGCCGGACGCUCUAUGACGUCAUACUCUACGGGAUACAGGACCGUGGAGAGGAGGUCCCAGGCUUCCUCCUGGAGUGUGACAGCUCUGUGCUGGGCGCCCUGCAGAAGCACCUUGCACUGUACAAGAUCCGGCGGAAGGUCACAGUGGAAGCGUACCCUGAGCUGCGUGUAUGGGCAGUACUGCCCAGCGCCCCUGAGGCCAGUGGGGCAGUGCCACUGCAGGAGAAGUCGGAUGUUGUCACUAUUCUCACCCGUGACCCUCGGACCGUGCGCAUGGGUUGGCGACUCCUCACCCAGGUUGAGAGCCCUGCCCUAGUGCCCAGGGGCCAGCUGAGGGAUUCCCGGGAUUAUCACCAACACCGGUACCGGCAAGGCGUUCCUGAGGGAGUCAGUGACCUGCCCCCAGGGGUGGCCCUGCCCCUGGAGUCCAACCUGGCCUUCAUGAAUGGUGUGAGCUUCACCAAGGGCUGCUACAUUGGCCAAGAGCUGACUGCCCGUACCCACCACAUGGGGGUCAUCCGGAAGCGCCUCUUCCCUGUACAUCUCUCAGGCUCCCUUCCUGCUGGUGGCAUUGCCCCGGGCUCUGUGGUGCUGACGGAGUCAGGACAGGUGGCUGGCAAGUUCAGGGCCAGCCAGGGGAAUGUGGGGCUGGCCCUGCUUCAGUCAGAGAAAAUCAAGGAUCCUCUCUACAUACGAACCUCCGAGAGUAACCAGGUGGCCUUGACUGCAUCUGUGCCAGACUGGUGGCCCACAGCUACCAAGUAGCCCUAAAUGCCUGGGUCUCUGGCAGGCCAGUGGAGCUUUCAGUGCUGGGGGCCUCUGACCAGGGGCUGCUGGUCUCAUCUCCUGUGCCUUGUAGGGUGGGAGCCCUACUCCCUAGUGGGUCUGUUGAGAGUCUCCCAUGUUUCUUCAUAGCCCAGAGCUGCAGGCCUGGUGUAGCUCAGCACCCAGCCCUACUGAUGUUUCCUGUGGAGGGUCCUAUGGCUAUGGGUUUCCCUAUCUGUGGAUAUUCUGUGGCUAGGAGCAGCAGGAACCCUCCUGGGACCUGGGGAAGGGAGAAAGUGGCCUGAGCCCACCUUUGACUAGACCCUGCAGAGUCCAUCAGCCACAGAUGGGAUGCCCUUUUUGCCCAGAGCUGGCAGCUUUGGGGCCUUGCACCCCACUUUGCCCUUGAUCGGGCUUGAGAAAUGUGGUCUCUGCAUUUGGCGGCCAGGGUGACAUUGGGGGAUGGCAGCCUUUGGGAAUUGUUUCCCUGUGCUCACUUUGGAGCAUGUCUCAGGGUGAGGGUUGUGUGUGAUUAUCCUCAGGUUGGAUGUGGUGGGAUGGGGACAUCUGCAGGAGGAGGUGCAGACACUGUGGACCUGUGCACAGCUGAGCCAUCUGCACCACUGUGGGCUCAGGAGGCCCAACCCAGGGGCUACAGAUGGUUGUGUCCACCUUUCCAUGGCUAGGGCCUGGCAAGGAGGGGCUCACACAUGACUCCUGUUCGCCAUGUUUUAGAUGUAGCUGUAGCCAUGUGUUUUUAGUCAGAGUGUGACUUGCUGUUGGGUAGAGAUGUGGCCCCUUUUUCAACUACUAACUUCCCAUCUUGUUGGAGUGUGACUUCUGUGUUAUGGGGCAUCUAUUAAAGCCUGACACUCA
Messenger RNA from Otolemur garnettii (small-eared galago), 1947 nucleotides. It is a transcript of the gene IBA57, whose product is annotated as IBA57, iron-sulfur cluster assembly. Bases 1 to 1071 code for a protein of 356 amino acids. The transcript is spliced from 3 exons. Gene Ontology annotation, molecular function: protein binding. NCBI's taxonomy places the organism in Eukaryota, Metazoa, Chordata, Mammalia, Primates, Galagidae. The record is from RefSeq and is a predicted model, not a curated record. Gene Ontology annotation, cellular component: mitochondrial matrix.